Messenger RNA from Stylophora pistillata, 2828 nucleotides. RefSeq lists its product as uncharacterized. NCBI's taxonomy places the organism in Eukaryota, Metazoa, Cnidaria, Anthozoa, Scleractinia, Pocilloporidae. Gene Ontology annotation, molecular function: DNA-binding transcription factor activity, RNA polymerase II-specific. The record is from RefSeq and is a predicted model, not a curated record. Gene Ontology annotation, cellular component: nucleus. Gene Ontology annotation, biological process: regulation of transcription by RNA polymerase II.
UGCAAAACUUGUAAUAAGUGUUUUGCACAAAAGGGGCAUCUACAGGUCCAUAAAAGAUCCCACACUGGAGAAAAGCCAUACCAGUGCAAAAUUUGUGACGAGUGCUUUGCACAACAGGGAAAUCUACAGGUACAUGAAAGAUGCCAUUGUAGAAAGAAGCCAUACCAGUGCAAAACUUGUGAUGCGUGUUUUACACUAAAGGGAAAUCUUAAGGUACACGAGAGAUCUCACACUGGAGAGAAGCCAUACCAGUGCAAAACUUGUGAAAAAUGUUUUACACAAAAAGCAAAUCUACAGGCACAUGAGAGAUCCCACACUGGAGAGAAGCCAUAUCAGUGUAAAACUUGUGACAAAUGGUUUACCAAUAAGGGAACUCUACAAUUACACGAAAGAAUCCACACUGGGGAGAAGCCAUACCAGUGCAAAACCUGUGACAAGACAUUUUCUCGAAAAGGAACUCUACAAAGCCAUGAAAGAACCCACACUGGAGAGAGGCCAUUCCACUGUGAAACAUGUGAUAAGCAGUUUACUCAAAAAAGAGAUCUAAAAGUCCAUGAGAGAUUCCACACAGGAGAGAAGCCAUACCAGUGCAAAACUUGUGACAUGUGCUUUCCCCAGAAAAGAAGUCUACAAACCCAUGAGAGAUCCCACAUUGGAGAGAAGCCAUACCAUUGCAAGAAAUGUAACUAGUUGUUUACACAAAUAGGAAAUCUAUGAAGACAUGAAAGAUCCCACACUGGAGAAAAGCCAUACCAGUGUAAAACCUGUGAUAAGUGGUUUUCUCAAAAAGCAAAUCUACAAGUACAUGAACGAACCCACGCUGGAGAGAAGACGUAUCACAGAAAAACUUGUAACAAGUCGUUUAUACAAAGACUCCAUUGCUCUGAGGAGCUGCCAGUGCAAAUUUUGGUAGAGGUGUUUUGGAGAGAGGAGACAUCCACAUCAUUUGAGAUUACUUUUCCUAUCAAGGAGUGUCUCCCAGUUUAUGCUUCUACUGACAAAGUACAUAGAAAGCGGGAAAUCAAAUCACUUUACAAAGAAUCUGCAAAACCUAGAAGCAACCAGUGUCUGGAAAAGGAAUUUAAAUGCAAUACAAGUAUUUUAAACAAGAGAGAAAUCGAAGAACAGGAUCCCACUCUGGAGAAAGGCCUUAUUAAUACAUGUGAUAUGAGGCUUUUUCAUAGGGGAAACCUACGAACACAUGAAAGAACACACACUGUAGAGAACCCACACCAGUGUAAAACAUGUGACAAGAAGUUUAAACUAAAGAGAAGUCUUCGAGUCCAUGAAAGAACCCACACUGGAGAAAAGCCCUACCAGUGCAAAACCUGUCACAAAAGGUUUACUAAGAAAAGAGAUCUACAAGCACACGAGAGAUUCCACACUGGAGAGAAGCUAUACCAGUGCAAAACUUGUGAAAAGUCUUUUACUCGAAAGGGAACACUACAAAAGCAUGAAAGAAUGCACACUGGACAGCAGCUUCAUUCUUUAGAUAACGAUGAAACGUUUACUUGCUGGAUUUGCCAGGAGGAACUGGGCAGUACUUCCCAGCUCCUUAGGCACUAUGAUGAACACAUGAGGUUGCUUUGAUUUUAUUUUUGAUCAGCUUAUCUGAUUUCCUUGGGCUGCUUUGAGCAUAUAAGUAUGUAACUCUUUGUGGAUCCUGACCACAGCUGUUCUACAAGGAAUUAAAUCAAGCGCGAAUAAAAACCUUGUGUCGAAUCUGUUACACGCCUGUCCAAGGAAGACGUUUUGUGGCUCAUGCUGCCUCCUGGCGCGAGGUUACCCAGUUGUGUUGGGUCAUGGUGAAGCAACCAAACUUAAACUAAAACACACUUACGAUUAAUUAUGUAAACUUUUGUUACCUUUAUAUGGACCCUUUGCGUUUGGAAAAAGGCCCCGAAGAUAACCGUAAAAAAAGUUAUGAUAUUAUAGAGGCAAGGAUUUAUGAUGUGAAUUUAGUUUGUUUCAAAUAAAUUUGAACACGAAGCGGGGGGGAGCGAGGAGAUCUGGGACUGAGAAACGAUGAUCUCAUAAUUUGUAAAGCGGUCAAUUCACGGGCCUGUCAGCGGGCUAACUAAGCUACGCGGACCUUUGAAAUCCUUCACGUGCGAAAUGUGGUCUUGGAAGUUAAACUAUAUAUUAUGGAUACGCCCUUUUCUUUUGCCUGUGUGUUGAUUUUUUUUUUUUUGCGAAGCCCGUUUGAAGAUGCGAGGAACUUUAAAAUACAAAUCCGAGCUUAGAUUGAAAAUGUCUUCGUCGGGAAUUGUAAAUUGCAACUCAUUCUAAGCUUCGGUAAAAAUCGUUAAAACACCUCCGCACAUUUCGCUUGCCGUCACUUCAAAUGAACGGGUAUUUGAGGAAAGCAGCUUUGACUUGUCAACGGCGAUAAAUGUAGCAAGUGCUUAUUCCGGCCUGAUGUGCGUUACAACACAGUAAGCGUCUUUGAUCCUUAGAACAGAACCAGCCAGGCAAAGCUCCUUAAUUUCCUGGAUUGACCGCUACAUUUUUUUCCUUGUAAACACCUUGUGCUCGUCUUCAAUGUAAUGUUACUUCGCUGACAAUUUCCAGUGAGAUUGCUUUGCAAGUUGCGAGAACAUCGUUCGAUUUCAUUUAAGAGAAUGUACGAGAAGUAGCUUACCUAGCCCCGUUUGAACAAAAUCAAUACUAUUAUUUUCAAGAUACCUUGAACGUCUUAGUUUAGUAUUUCUUCGUUUUUUCACGUGUUAAACAUUCAAGGUUGUAAACCAAUGAUAGAUUGUUUCACCAGAUCAGUUAACAUUUCAACUUCAAGCAUUUCCAAUUUUGAGAGCGACUACACGUACUCA